Messenger RNA from Seriola aureovittata, 1106 nucleotides. RefSeq names its product actin related protein 2/3 complex inhibitor (gene arpin). The record is from RefSeq and is a predicted model, not a curated record. Gene Ontology annotation, biological process: negative regulation of actin nucleation. NCBI's taxonomy places the organism in Eukaryota, Metazoa, Chordata, Actinopteri, Carangiformes, Carangidae. The transcript is spliced from 6 exons. The coding region runs from base 16 to 813 and encodes 265 amino acids.
GUGACACGUCGGCACAUGCCUUUGAAAAACCGAGCGCACCUCUCUCACGCGACUACAUUGGCCAGGAAGUCAGGAAACAGGAAAAAUUUCGGAAGAGGAGAAAGUUACACGGCAAUUUUCUUUAAUGAAAAAAUGAGCCGAAUUUACCACAACACGUCUUUACAGAACAAACCAGUACACAAUGAGAAACUUGACCGCGAGUGGUCUCCCUCCACGUAUGAAAGCGGCCCGGGGGUUCUUCUCGAGGGGAAGUUGCUGGAUGUUUCCAGACAUGCAAUCAGUGACGUCAAUAAUCAAAAGGUCCGUUUCUACGUGCUGUACAUAAAACCCAGCCGCAUCCACCAGAGGAAGUUUGAUGCCAGGGGGAAGGAAAUGGAGCCGAACUUCAGUGACACCAAAAAGGUCAACACUGGCUUCCUCAUGUCUUCCUACAAAGUGGAAGCCAAAGGGGAGUCAGACCUUCUGUCUCAGGAUCAGCUGUCAGCGAUGGUGGACAAAGCCGAGCUGGUGAAAAUAAGUGACAAGCACAAACCCGGCGGUACCUGGGCCUUCUGGUACCCGGAGUCAGAGAUGGACAAGACAGAGCUGGAGACAGGACAGGACGUUCGGCUGAAGACCAGAGGAAACAGUCCUUUCAUAUUCUCCCUCGCCAAAAUGGAUGGCGGCACCGUGACCAAGUGUAACUUUGCUGGAGAUGAAAAGGCCGGAGCAUCGUGGACAGACAAGAUUAUGGCCAACAAAACAGACACAGGCGGCUCUCACAAGCCCGGAGGAGAAGGAGAAGGAGCGGAGGAGGACGAAUGGGAUGAGUGAGGAAACCAUCUCUCCAUCAGCCUGAAGUCAUGGCCCCGUUCCAGCCUCGAGGUUGAACUCCUUCAACUUGGCUCCAUUCCUGUCUUUCCGUCCUUGGAUCGGACUCCCACGUUCCACCGGGGUAUUGAACCUCUUACAUAUGUGGCCUUGGGGCUUGAAACCUUGCAUCACUUCAACAAUAUGGGACUAGAUCUUUCCAGCUCCACAGUGUAUCCGGCUGUUAGCUGCGACUGUGUCUUUGAAGCUUCACCCUUUUCUUAUAUGCUUUGGAUUAAAUCCCAACAUUUAUAUGA